Messenger RNA from Lineus longissimus, 903 nucleotides. RefSeq lists its product as uncharacterized. The transcript is spliced from 3 exons. Gene Ontology annotation, biological process: mitotic cell cycle checkpoint signaling; response to ionizing radiation; double-strand break repair via homologous recombination. Bases 1 to 903 code for a protein of 300 amino acids. The record is from RefSeq and is a predicted model, not a curated record. Gene Ontology annotation, molecular function: DNA binding. NCBI's taxonomy places the organism in Eukaryota, Metazoa, Nemertea, Pilidiophora, Heteronemertea, Lineidae.
AUGACUUUAACCAAAGUUCUGAAAACCUCUCAGCGCAAUAUACAGGAGCCAAUCAAAGUGACGGUCAUCGCAGUCAGUUCAAAGAAAACGUUCACUGACAAAGAUGGAAAGACAGUCUGUAUGUGGAGUGCUGCAGUUGGAGACCAAACUAUGGCUACGAAGAUCAACAUUUACUCAGCCGAACAUGCAGUAAAAUUCCAGACUGAUCAAACACUCCUCAUUAAGAACUAUGCAUCCAAAGGAACUCAUCUCACUUCAAACAACGCAACCAAGUUCUUCAAAACCAAACAUGUCAACCUGCCUCAGCAGAUAAAACAAGAUGGCCUUGAACUUAUCAAUCCUCCAGAACAGCCACUCAUAAACAUCGCAACGGCCAGGGCCUCGCCAUCCAAAAGCAAAGUCUCAAUUAGCGGCAAAGUCAUCCAGGCAAACGCUAUUCGAGAGAUAGUGACACCAAAGUCGCCAGAUAAGAUACCAAUUAAAGACAUCGAACUCAAGGAUGCUACAGGACAGGUUCGUUGUUCCCUCUGGCGAGAGGCCGCUGCUGCCAACAUCGCACCUGGCGAUUAUGUUGAAAUAACCAACAUGUAUGUGUCAACAUUCCAAAAUUCACCGUCCCUCAACACCACCGACUCAAGUUCAAUCAGGCAAUCAGAACCACCGCAGCGGGUCAUCAAAGCCAAUAUCAUAGCGAUUUGUGACAACGAAUUCAAUGACAUCAUUACACUACUCUCUGAUGAGGAUGAUUCUGACGAGUUUGAUACGGACCUGGCCUCGUUGGUGAACCACGUCAACAUCUCGCAUGGCGUUCAACUGGAGACCUUUGAUGACAUACAAGAGGCUCUCCCACUCUUGUUGAAUAUACGAGUCGACAAUGCCAACAAUGUUAUUGCUUAUGUAUAA